Messenger RNA from Lindgomyces ingoldianus, 672 nucleotides. RefSeq lists its product as uncharacterized. The record is from RefSeq and is a predicted model, not a curated record. Gene Ontology annotation, molecular function: structural constituent of ribosome. The transcript has 4 exons. Lineage: Eukaryota; Fungi; Ascomycota; Dothideomycetes; Pleosporales; Lindgomycetaceae. The coding region runs from base 29 to 499 and encodes 156 amino acids. Gene Ontology annotation, cellular component: ribosome; cytosolic large ribosomal subunit. Gene Ontology annotation, biological process: ribosomal large subunit assembly; translation.
CACGACCUGACACGACAACGACAUCGCCAUGCCGCCAAAAGAGACUACCAAGAAGGGCGGAAAGCCCAGCAAGGCCGGCAAGCAGGCCAACGCAGCUGCCAAAGCAGCUCUGCGCGGCGUCAACUCGCAUAAGGUCCGCAAGGUGCGCAAGAGUACGAGCUUUCAUCGCCCUAAGACGCUGGAACUGAGCCGCGCACCCAAAUAUCCCCGUCGCUCAAUCCCGCACCAACCCCGCCUCGACGCCGGCAAGAUCCUCAUUCACCCACUGAACACAGAAUCCGCAAUGAAGAAGAUCGAAGAAAACAACACGCUCGUCUUCAUUGUCGACACCAAGGCCAACAAGCGUCAGAUCGCCGCCGCCCUCAAGAAGCAGUACGAUGUCAGCUGCGUUAAGAUCAACACUCUGAUUCGACCGGAUGGGACGAAGAAGGCGUUUGCGAGACUUACGGCCGAUGUCGAUGCCCUAGAUAUUGCUGCGACGAAGUUGGCGAUUGUCUAGAUGGACAAAGCUAUGGAUUGAGGGGAAUGUGGGAGUAGAGAGAGAUUUCUGCAUUCGAAUACCUGGGAUUUAUCUGGGAUGGGAUGGAAAAGCGCAAGCAUAUGCAUGGCGUUUGUGGGCUUCCUUGUAGUCAAUUGAUGACGGGAAUCAAGAUCCUACAUGGUGCCCAACUA